AUGUACUUUACAAUACAUUCAAUUGGAUCAAUGAAAAUUUGUAUACUUUUUAAAAGUUUUAUUGAUUUCACAAUUAUAUGUAAUAACAUUAAUAUGGUUACAUGUACCAAAAAUACUAUUAUGUUUAAUAAUGGACUUUCUAUACCACUUGUUGGUUUAGGAACUUGGUUAAGUAAACCUGGUGAGGUAAAAAAUGCUGUAUUUGAAGCACUUAAACUUGGAUAUAGACAUAUUGACUGUGCUAGAGUUUACCAAAAUCAAAAAGAAGUUGGUGAGGCUUUAAAAGAGGCAUUUGACAAAGAAAUUGUUAAGAGAGAAGACAUUUUUAUAACAACUAAAAUUUGGAAUACCUGUCAUUCUGCUAAAAAAGCAAAGGAAUGUUUAAACAAAAGUUUACAAGAACUUGGUCUUAAUUAUGUUGAUUUAGCUCUUAUACAUUGGCCUCAUGGUUAUAUGGAAGAAACAACUGAAUUUUUUCCAUUUAAUGAAGAAAAAACGAAAAUUCAUUACUCCAAUAUUGAUUUUAUUGAGACAUGGGAAGCAUUACAAGAUAUGGUAGCUGAAAAUAUGACUAAAAGUAUUGGACUUUCAAAUUUUAAUCCACAACAAAUUCAAAGAGUUUUAGAUAUUGCUAAAAUUAAACCUGUUGUUAAUCAAGUUGAAAUGCAUGUUUAUUUUCAACAAAAAGAACUUCAAAAAUUUUGUAAGGAAAAUAAUAUUAUUCUUACUGCAUACAGUCCAUUAUCAAAUCCAGCAAGUCCUCUUCGUAAACCUGAUGAAAAAACAAUCUUCGAGGAUGAAACAUUAAAGAAGAUUGCCGCAAAACAUUCUAAAACAAUAGCUCAAGUUGCUCUUAGAUAUUUAGUACAACUUGAUGUUGUUGUUGUUCCCAAAUCAGUAUCUUCUAAUAGAAUAGCUGAGAAUUUUGAUAUUUUUAAUUUUUCACUUGAUAAGGAUGAUAUGAAAGAAAUAGAAAAUUUAGACUGUGGAAAACGUUAUCUUUGUAUUAAAGGGCGUGAUGGUGACCAUAUUUAUUUUCCUUGGUAA
Molecule: messenger RNA, 1047 nt
Organism: Strongyloides ratti
Lineage: Eukaryota; Metazoa; Nematoda; Chromadorea; Rhabditida; Strongyloididae
Product: Alcohol dehydrogenase [NADP(+)]
Exons: 3
Coding region: 1-1047 (348 amino acids)
Molecular function (GO): oxidoreductase activity
Source: RefSeq, a predicted model, not a curated record